Messenger RNA from Neltuma alba, 1542 nucleotides. RefSeq names its product probable protein disulfide-isomerase A6. The transcript is spliced from 11 exons. The coding region runs from base 125 to 1201 and encodes 358 amino acids. Gene Ontology annotation, cellular component: endoplasmic reticulum. The record is from RefSeq and is a predicted model, not a curated record. NCBI's taxonomy places the organism in Eukaryota, Viridiplantae, Streptophyta, Magnoliopsida, Fabales, Fabaceae. Gene Ontology annotation, biological process: protein folding. Gene Ontology annotation, molecular function: protein disulfide isomerase activity.
GCGACGCUACGAGAACUUACGAUUGAAACCGAUAGUUCACUACACGAGAUUGAGGGUUCCCGCACGUGAGGCCUGAUAUAAAACAGCAAUCGCGGAAGUGUGUUUUGGGAUCGCAGCUGUUAAGAUGGCCAAAUAUCAGAUCUGGUUAGGCUUGGGAGCUUUUGUUUUGCUGGUCCUAACAGCCUUAGCGGAUGACGUCGUUGUACUAACUGAAGAAAACUUCGAGAAGGAAGUCGGGCAGGACAGAGGAGCUCUUGUUGAAUUCUACGCCCCCUGGUGUGGACAUUGUAAAAAGCUUGCUCCAGAGUAUGAAAAGCUGGGUAGCAGCUUCAAGAAAGCCAAAUCUGUUUUAAUAGGAAAGGUGGAUUGUGAUGAGCAGAAGAGUCUAUGCAGCAAAUAUGGGGUUUCUGGAUACCCAACUAUUCAGUGGUUCCCAAAAGGAUCUCUGGAACCCAAAAAGUAUGAGGGGCCACGGACUGCAGACUCCCUUGCUGAGUUUGUUAAUACAGAAGGAGGAACCAAUGUGAAGAUUGCUACACCUCCAUCUGACGUAGUUGUUCUGACAUCUGACAAUUUUGAUGAGGUUGUCCUGGAUGAAACCAAAGACGUUCUUGUGGAGUUUUAUGCGCCAUGGUGUGGACACUGCAAAAGCCUUGCUCCUACCUACGAAAAGGUUGCCACAGCAUUUAAACUGGAAAAAGAUGUAGUGAUUGCAAAUCUGGACGCUGAUAAAUACAGAGAUCUUGCUGAAAAAUAUGGUGUUAGUGGGUUCCCUACACUAAAAUUCUUCCCUAAGAGCAACAAAGCUGGGGAAGAGUAUGAGAGCGGCAGAGACUUGGAUGACUUUGUGACUUUCAUUAAUGAAAAAAGUGGCACACAUCGAGAUGCAAAAGGACAUCUUACUUCUAAAGCUGGCAUAGUUGAAAGCUUGGAUUCCUUGGUAAAGGAGUUUGUGGCUGCAACCGAUGAAGAAAAGAAAGUUGUAUUUACUAGAAUUGAGCAGGAGGUAGACACACUCAAGGGUUCUGCUGCAAGGUAUGGGAAAAUUUACUGGAAAGCUGCUAAGAGUACCAUGGAGAAAGGUUCUGAUUAUGCUAAGAAUGAAGUCCAGCGCCUACAGCGUUUGCUUGAAAAGUCUAUCAACCCGGCGAAGGCUGACGAGUUCACUCUCAAGAAGAACAUCUUGUCAACAUUCGCGUGAUGUUCUAAUGCAAUUCUCAAAUACCGACUAUCCUUUUUUGUUGGGGAUUGGGUGCCUCGCCUCCCGCCUCCUUUCUGGCCAUUGGUUACUAAUCUUAUUUACCCCUAAAAUUUUAAGUAGAAUAGUUUCUCUCUCUUCCUUUCAUUAGUGAACCAUUUGCCUUAUUGUUAAAAGUGGGUACUUUUUUAGCUGCUUCGUUAUUUUGUUUUUUAUAUUUCAUGUUUUGUUAUGAACAUAGUUCGUUGGUGAUCUACGGGAUAGAACUGAUAUAUUUCAGACUGAAAAGAUGCUGCCUGAAUUAGAAAUUGAGAAUGCUGUUGGAUGAUGGUUUAAAUAUGACA